Molecule: messenger RNA, 3702 nt
Organism: Colletotrichum truncatum
Lineage: Eukaryota; Fungi; Ascomycota; Sordariomycetes; Glomerellales; Glomerellaceae
Product: p-type calcium ATPase
Biological process (GO): calcium ion transmembrane transport; intracellular calcium ion homeostasis
Cellular component (GO): plasma membrane; intracellular membrane-bounded organelle
Molecular function (GO): ATP binding; ATP hydrolysis activity; P-type calcium transporter activity
Source: RefSeq, a predicted model, not a curated record
AUGACUGACGAGAUCACUGCUGUACCACGCCAGCAGGACAUCGGCCCAGCUGGGUCAAGCUCUCACGACAAACAUCUAGACAGGCUGCUAGAGGAAAAAGAACAAGAACUUGACCUCCGCGAUGAUUCCAUUAUACAAAACAACAAGUUCGCCUUCACCCCGACACAACUACACAAACUCAUCACAGCUCGAAGUCUGUCGGCACUGCGAGCCUUCGGGGGGCUUCCUGGACUGGCCUUUGGUCUGAGGACAGAUCUCACUGCCGGUCUCAGUGUUGACGAGAAAGAACUCGACGGUACCAUCUCCUUUCAAGAGGCCGUAGCUGCCAGCGAGGCUCAUCGACCUGCCGAGAUUACACCCCUCCCGCCCUCGUCGACACACGAGCACGCCUUCAAGCUUGACUUGGAUUUAGGUCAACAUGAAGAGGAAAAGUAUGUCGACCGGAAACGCAUUUUCGGCGAGAAUCGACUUCCUAAGCGCAAGCAAAAGUCCUUUCUGAGAUUGGCAUGGAUCGCAUUCAACGACAAGCUCAUGUUCCUCCUCACGCUCUCCGCUACAAUCUCACUCGCGCUAGGCAUCUACGAGUCCAUCGAUGCUUCCGAUGACGAGCCCAACAUUCAAUGGGUCGACGGUGUCACCGUGGUCGUUGCUAUCGUGGUUAUCGUUUUCGCCAGCGCCGCAACCGACUGGCAGAAGAAUCACAGAUUCGCAAAGCUGAACGAAAGAAAAGAACAACGAGAUGUCAAGGUUAUCCGAUCGGGAAAGACCCAAAACAUAUCCGUAUACGAGGUGAUGGUGGGGGAUAUCAUGCACAUUGAAACUGGUGAUGUCGUUGCUGUUGACGGAGUUCUGGUCCAGGGCUCGGGUAUACAGGUUGACGAGUCCACCAUCUCCGGCGAGUCUGAACUGGUGCACAAGAAUGUCCCUAGCGAUAAUGAUAUCCGCAGCAAGAAGGCCCAUCGUGUCUCCGCGGCUGAUCCCUUCAUCCUCAGCGGCACUACCGUGUCUGGCGGCGUCGGCGCAUAUCUGGUUACCUCGGUGGGAACAAAUUCGACAUACGGCCGGACUUUAAUGUCGCUGCGAGAGGACGUGGAAGAGACGCCCCUCCAGCAGAAACUGGGCAAGUUGGCGAAGCAACUGAUUACCUUUGGUGCUAUUGCCGGUAUCAUCUUCUUUCUCAUCCUCUUCAUCCGUUUCCUGGUAGGACUGCGAAACAUGCGCGCAAGUCCCUCGGAGAAGGCCGAGGCCUUCUUCAAGCUGCUUAUCCUUGCCGUCACCGUCGUCGUAAUUACUGUGCCGGAAGGUCUCGCCCUUGCAGUGACACUCGCCCUUGCCUUUGCUACUACCAGAAUGCUGAAGGACAAGAACCUGGUUCGCCUUAUUCGUUCCUGUGAGAUUAUGGGCAACGCCACGUGUAUCUGCUCCGACAAGACGGGAACUUUGACGCAGAAUAACAUGACUGUCGUUGCCGGCCGCAUCGGUACCUCUGAGCGGUUCGGAGAUGUCCCAAAGGCAGUCACCCCUGCAGAGGAACCUGAGAAAGGUGCCCUUAGCGACUCUGGCGUGAGCGAUGAUAACCCGAGAGGGCUACUCGACUCGCUUGACGGGGACGUGAAAGUAUUGAUGAGAAACAGUGUUGCGUUAAACUCCACUGCAUUUGAGAGCGACAACCCCAAGGAGCCCGGCUUCAUGGGAACCAGCACCGAGACCGCACUGCUCCGAUUCGGACGCGAUUUCCUGGGCAUGGGGCCUCUCAACGAAGAGCGAGCGAACAAUGAGAUUGUCGACAUGUUUCCCUUUGACGCGUCACGCAAAUGGAUGGCCGUAAUGGCGAAGCUUUCGGACGGCAACUACCGGCUGCUAGUCAAGGGUGCCGCGGAGGUUGUUUUCGAUCAGUGCACUACCAUCAUCAAAGACCCCAAGAAGGGACUCGCCACUGAGGCGAUAACGAGCGACGCCCGAGAAAACCUGAGAUCAUCGAUCCGAGACUAUGCGAAGCAGAUGCUGCGGCCGAUUGCGGUGGCGUACAAAGAUGUCGAUGCCUCCGAGGCCUUUGAAAACCCCGACGACCCCGACUCCAUCAAAUUCCCGAAGCAUUUUGCCGAGAUGACGUUCGUCGGCGUGUUUGGCAUCCGCGACCCGCUGAGGCCCGAAGUUCCCGACUCCGUGCGACAGUGUCAAGAAGCUGGCGUCUUCGUGCGGAUGGUUACCGGCGACAACUUCUUGACUGCAAAGGCCAUUGCGACCGAGUGUGGCAUCUACACACCUGGAGGACUGGCGAUGGACGGUCCGACUUUCCGGAAACUGACACCUGCGCAGCUGGAUCUGGUCAUCCCUCGGCUCCAGGUCUUGGCGAGGUCCAGUCCGGAGGACAAGCUGCUCCUCGUGACCCAUCUGAAAGGAAUGGGCGAGACGGUCGCCGUCACUGGUGACGGUACUAAUGACGCUCUGGCACUCAAGGCCGCUGACGUGGGAUUUGCUAUGGGCAUUCAAGGUACCGAAGUAUCCAAGGAGGCUGCGUCGAUCAUCCUGCUUGACGAUAACUUUGCCUCGAUUGUGAAGGCUCUAAUUUGGGGUCGAACGGUGAACAUUGCUGUUAAGAAGUUCCUGCAGUUCCAAUUUACCAUUAACAUCACUGCCGGUACAUUGACCGUUGUCUCCGAGUUGGUUGGCGACUCCAUUUUCACCAUUGUCCAGCUUCUCUGGAUUAACCUCAUCAUGGACAUUUUUGCCUCGCUUGGUUUAGCCACCGACUACCCCUCUCAUGACUUCCUCAGACAGAGACCUGAGCCACGCAAGGCACCCAUUGUAACGAUUACCAUGUGGAAGAUGAUUCUCUGCCAGGCGAUCUACCAACUGGUCGUCAUGUUCACGCUCCACUACGCCGGCGAGGCGCUUUACCAGCCGACCACCGAGGGCGAGAGGCAGUCUCUCCAGACGAUGAUUUUUAAUAUUUACGUGUUUAUGCAGUUCUUUAAUCAGCACAACUGCCGCCGCGUCGACAACAAACUCAACAUCUGGUACCAAGGUGUCCUCCGCAACCCCUGGUUCAUUGGCGUGCAGUGUGCCACCCUCGCCGGACAAAUGAUUAUUAUCUGGAAGGGUGGGCAGGCCUUUGACACACGCCCUCUCAGUGGCCCGCAAUGGGGUUGGUCGAUGCUGUUUGGUGUGCUUGUCAUCCCUCUCGGCGCCCUCAUCCGUCAGAUUCCGGAUAAGCACGUGUACGCGCUGUUCCAAGCAAUCAAGCGAGGCGCCAUCAAGACUGCCCGCGGCUUCUCCAAGCUUCUUCCCCCAAGAUGGCGAAAGAAGGCAGAGGAAGAAAUCGACGACAUGGGUGCUGCUGAGAGCUGGGUGCUUCAGACUGGCGCCGCGCUACUGCGGCCGAUGAACUACGAAUGGGGCAGCACCACUCCGCCGCCCGGUUCUCGUCUCGCUGGGCGAGUGUCCAGUAUUCCCGCUGCCCAGCGAGAGGCUUUGAUCAGAGCCGCCAAGGCAGGGACAGGCGAUAACGAGAUUGACGUUCCGCAACUCAUCGAGAACGCGAGGUAUGCCAAGGUCGAGUUAUCCUACGGCAUCGAGGUGCACCCCGGCACGGCCAAGGAUGACCCAAUUCUACUUACUUCUAUCGGGGUAGAUGGGAAGAAGUGCCCUCCGAGCCAGGACCCGGAGAUCCUCCGGUACCUGCACCGCCCAUCGCCAUAA